Messenger RNA from Hevea brasiliensis (rubber tree), 2001 nucleotides. RefSeq lists its product as uncharacterized. The coding region runs from base 804 to 1709 and encodes 301 amino acids. Lineage: Eukaryota; Viridiplantae; Streptophyta; Magnoliopsida; Malpighiales; Euphorbiaceae. The record is from RefSeq and is a predicted model, not a curated record. The transcript has 3 exons.
AAACAAAUCAAUAUCAGGUGGCGAGUCAAGGAAGUCAUCGAAGAUAUUGCUAUUACAAUUUAGAACCACCAAAUUUUGCACCUGCCGACACUUUCCCAAGCCUUGGCUUUGGUUUUAAGCUCCCUGUCCGAACCUAGUAACCAUUUUACUUCUCUUUCUCCAAAAAGUAACAUGCAUGGCUAAGCUUACUGGAUACUGGUUCUUGACAAGGAAAAGUGUCAUCAGCAACACUUGCUUGAAGCAGAAAGAGAGAGAGAAAACUGAAUUUGCGGCUUUUGGUGGUGUCUUUUGUCAUUUUAUAGGCAGUUCAUCUACAAUUUUCUCUUUCAAGUACUUUCUUUGGAGUUUCUGUUGAGUCCGGAUUACUGUCAUUCUUGGUCUUGGUUGGGUGCUUAAUUUUUUUUUAUAUUUGGAUGGUCACAACUGUCUUCCUUUUUCUUGAUACUUCAUAAUUUGUUUUCUGGUACUGGUUUUCUUUUCUGUGAGGAUACUUGAGGUGAGAAUUCUGUAUUUUUUGAAGCUUUUUAGUUCAGGAAACUGUUUUGAUUUCUAACGCUUCUAGCCAAUUGUAAUCCUUCUAGCUUACACAAGCCAAUUUCUAUCAGUUUUAUAGUACUGAAUUUUAUUGUUAUGAGUUCUUUGACACUUAGCUGUAAGCCAUAGUGUUUUCCCUCUUAAAUGAUUUCUGGGUGUCAACGAGUUGUUUAUGAUCUGCGGAUAUUUGUGUUUUUGUAGAAUUGAGUGAAAGCAUAUCAAACUAGAUUUUAUAGUUAUACUUUAGGCCUUCCGAUUGCUUCUUUACAAUGCUUUCCAGUAAAUCUGAAUCUGAUAUCACAAGUUUAGCCCCAUCAUCACCGUCAAGGUCUCCAAAACGCCCUCUAUAUUAUGUACAGAGCCCUUCAAGGGAUUCACAUGAUGGGGACAAGUCCUCUUCAAUGCAACCAAGUCCAAUGGAGUCACCUUCACACCCCUCCUUUGGUCGUCACUCGAGGAAUUCAUCGUCUAGUAGGUUUUCCGGGAUAUUCAGAUCCUUUUCAGGGAGGAAAGGUAGCAGGAAAAGGAAUGAUAAAGGAUGGCCUGAAUGUAAUGUGAUCAUGGAAGAAGGGGAAUAUGAUGAGGAUAAGGCGUUUACUAGGCGAUUUCAGGCCUUGAUUGCUCUGUGUAGUUUUAUAGUCUUGUUUACUGUGUUUUGCUUGAUAAUAUGGGGUGCUAGCCGGCCAUUCAAAGCAGAGAUUACCGUCAAGAGCUUUUCAGUAAGUAAUUUUUAUGUUGGGGAAGGUUCAGACUUCUCUGGUGUUCCAACGAAGAUGCUUACAGUGAAUGGCUCAUUGAGAAUGAGCAUACACAAUCCUGCAACAAUAUUUGGCAUUCAUGUUAGCUCCACACCAAUCAAUCUCAUAUACUCAGAAAUCCCAGUUGCAACUGGUCAGUUGAAGAAAUACUAUCAACCUAGAAAGAGUCGACGAACUGUAUCAGUGAUUGUAGAAGGGGAUAAGAUUCCACUGUAUGGAGCUGGAUCAAGUUUAACAGUUUCACAGCCUGGUAUUGUAGUUCCAUUGACACUGAAAUUCGAAAUCCGGUCUCGAGGGAACGUAGUGGGGAAGCUGGUGAGGACGAAGCAUAAAAAGCUAAUCUCUUGCCCUGUAGUUCUUGAUUCCACUAGCUCCAAACCCAUCAAGUUCAAGAAGGGUACAUGUACAUAUGAUUGAUCUCCUUCCUGAAGAGUUAAACCUAUGAUUCAUGUCCUUGUCGGCAUUACGGCUUGUCCGCAGCAGUUUGAGACUUUUGAGUUGCCGAGCUUCACAGAAGAAAUCAGUAGCACUUGGAGAAAAUGCAGCUACUUGAAAUUUCCAUCUCUCUUUGGUUUUAGGUUGUGGUUCAGAUCAUGUGAAAAAUUAAGAAAUCAGUGUUUGAACCUUUGUAUUACUGGCUGUUUGCAUACUGUAUGUAUGAUUAAUGUUGUUGUGGGGUGUUUAUUCAACUCGAUGAUUAGACAUACUA